AUGGACAGACCUGUGAGGUCAAGAUUGGCCUCCCUCAGUGAUUUCCAGUUCGGAGCUGUCGCCACAGAGACGAUCGAAGACGCUCUGCUCCACCUGGCGCAGCAGAAUGAGCAAGCGGUGCAGGAGGCUGCCGGCCGGACGGGCAGCUUCAGGGAGACCCGGAUCGUGGAGUUUGUUUUUCUCCUGUCUGAACAAUGGUGUCUGGAGAAAUCCGUGAGCUACCAGGCUGUAGAAAUCCUAGAAAGGUUUAUGAUUAAGCAGGCAGAGAAUAUGUACCGGCAAGCCACGGUCCAGCUGAGUGAGAAGAAGGAGCCUCAGAAUUGGAAAGCUCUGAAAGAGCAGCUUUCCAGCAAGUUUAUCCUGCGUCUUGUGUCGUGUGUUCAACUGGCGAGCAAACUUUCCUUCCACUACAAAAUCAUCAGCAACGUUACAGUCCUGAAUUUCCUCCAGGCUCUAGGGUAUGUGCACAGUAAAGAAGAACUGCUGGAGUCAGAGCUUGAUGUUUUGAAGUCCCUGAACUUCCAGAUCAAUCUGCCCACUCCCCUGGCAUACGUGGAGAUGCUUCUGGAGGUGUUAGGAUACAAUGGCUGCUUGGUCCCAGCCACACAGCUGCACGCAACCUGCCUGACCCUGCUCGACCUUGUCUAUCUCCUGCAUGAACCCAUAUAUGAGAGCCUGCUGAGGGCUUCCAUUGAAAACUCUGUACCCAGUCAGCUGCAAGGGGAAAAGUUUGUUUCAGUGAAGGAAGACUUCAUGCUGUUGGCGGUAGGAAUCAUUGCGGCGAGUGCUUUCAUCCAAAACCACGAGUGCUGGAGCCAGGUUGUGGGGCAUUUGCACAGCAUCACAGGCAUUGCCUUGGAAAGCAUCGCUGAGCUCUCUUAUGCAAUCCUGACUCACAGUGUGGGAGCCAACACUCCUGCCCGACAGCGGCCGGCUCCUCCCCACCUGGAGCCCAGAGCUCUGAGGGCCUCCGCUGGCUCCAACACAUGA
Messenger RNA from Enhydra lutris kenyoni (northern sea otter), 990 nucleotides. RefSeq names its product cyclin N-terminal domain containing 1. The coding region runs from base 1 to 990 and encodes 329 amino acids. Gene Ontology annotation, cellular component: site of double-strand break. NCBI's taxonomy places the organism in Eukaryota, Metazoa, Chordata, Mammalia, Carnivora, Mustelidae. Gene Ontology annotation, biological process: reciprocal meiotic recombination. The transcript has 7 exons. The record is from RefSeq and is a predicted model, not a curated record.